Messenger RNA from Carica papaya (papaya), 1232 nucleotides. Its product is annotated as BOI-related E3 ubiquitin-protein ligase 1-like. The record is from RefSeq and is a predicted model, not a curated record. Gene Ontology annotation, molecular function: ubiquitin-protein transferase activity. Gene Ontology annotation, biological process: regulation of programmed cell death. Lineage: Eukaryota; Viridiplantae; Streptophyta; Magnoliopsida; Brassicales; Caricaceae.
AGUGCUGCCACCUCUAUUUUGCAUGCCCUUUUUGGUCCUCAUCAUCAUCAUCUCUUGCCCCUCACCUCUCCCCUUCUUCCUCUCCCUCUAUAACCCAACAACAACAACAACAACAGAACAAACCCCGGCUCAAGAAAUCCACAUCGUCUUCCAUGGCGGUUGAGGCUGGCCACAUGAAUAUCUUCGCUCCUCAGUUUCUCGCUAAUAGAGAUUUCAUCAAGACGAAUCAAGGAAACAGCAACGUGUACAAUGCCCAGAUGAAUAAUGGGAUUGCUUUACCCAAUACUGCAAUGCCUGAACAACUCCCCCUCUACCAAGCACUUCUUUGUGAUCCCAAUUCGGCUAAGGCCUCCAUGAACAACAAAGCUGAUAGCGGUCUCACCUACAAUAUUCCUGCGCCGAAGAAGAGGCCGAGAGAUUCUGUUGAUGAUUUCGAUGCUCUCGCUGCCUCUCAGAAACACAAAAUCUCUCCCUUCUCAUCCAUUAUCGACCAAAAUGUAAUCUUCCAGAUCCAACAACAGCAAUCAGAAAUUGACCGCUUCAUUGCCGAACACACUGAGAAAGUGAGAAUCGAACUCGAAGAGAGAAGAAAGAGACAAUCAAGACUGCUGAUAGCCGCAAUCCAAGAAGGGGUAAUCAAGAAACUCAAGGAAAAAGACGAGGAGAUUCAGAGGAUGGGAAAACUGAACUGGGUUCUUCAAGAAAGGGUCAAGAGUUUAUACGUCGAAAAUCAAAUCUGGAGAGAUUUAGCCCAGACAAAUGAAGCCACCGCCAACUCCUUGCGCACGAACCUGGAGCAAGUCCUCGCGCACGUAUCCGACGACCGUCACGCCACCGGCGGCAAAGACCUGGCAGACGACGCGGAAUCGAACUGUGGAAGCUGCAAUCCGGCGGAGGAAUCGGAGAGAGGAGAAGAAGCAGAAGGGAGAAAUGGUGGUGGGAAUCGGAUGUGCAGAAAGUGUGGGGAGAGAGAAUCGAGUGUGUUGUUGCUGCCAUGCAGGCAUCUGUGUCUGUGUACGGUUUGUGGGUCAAGUCUGCUACGCGCUUGCCCAGUGUGUAAUUCCGCCAUGAACGCAAGUGUACAUGUUAACAUGUCGUAAUUUUCUUUAUAAUUUUUAGUUAAUUGAAAAAAGAUUAAGAGAAAAAAAAAAAGGGGAGGAAAAUACAUAAAAAAAAAUUUGUUUUUGGAGAGAUAGGAAAUACAGUUCAAAAUUCUUUUUAGUGUCUCUACA